AUGUAUGAUGCUCUGCUAUGCCUCAUGUUUAAAUAUAUGUUUGUUCACUUUGGUGCGUGUGCGACGUUGAUCGUGCAAGAUUGCCCUACCGUCACUGAUCCGGAAAAUCCGGUGAUUCCGCACCAGCGUGAUUUUCGGACAGUGAACGGUGUGACGGCAAAUCGUGUGUGGAUCAGGAGUCGCAAACGAGCAUCAAAGAACGCAAACCUGGAUGAACCUGGCCCUAGCACACCACCACCUGGUUUCAAAACGAGCAUCAUCCUAGGUGACAAGCAUUAUUAG
Messenger RNA from Gongylonema pulchrum, 282 nucleotides. NCBI's taxonomy places the organism in Eukaryota, Metazoa, Nematoda, Chromadorea, Rhabditida, Gongylonematidae. The record is from the annotation of a GenBank genome assembly.